Molecule: messenger RNA, 482 nt
Organism: Umbelopsis ramanniana AG
Lineage: Eukaryota; Fungi; Mucoromycota; Umbelopsidomycetes; Umbelopsidales; Umbelopsidaceae
Exons: 4
Coding region: 125-418 (97 amino acids)
Source: RefSeq, a predicted model, not a curated record
GACGUUAUACAGAUUUGGGGCUAUUACCCCAGCCCCUCGAAAUUCAAGUAUUUGAGUGACUGGCCUUCCGGCAGAAGCCUGUCAAAACUGUCCAGAUUGCAGUUGCGAAACACGUUGCUUACAAAUGGCUAUCAUUCACAUCGUCCUCGUCAAGUUCAAACCUACCACUCCAGAGACUGUGAAGAGAGAGCUCUGUGAUAAGGUGUGCGCUCUCAAGGAAGUCAUUCCUGGAAUCACCAAGGCCACUGCUGGCAAGAACUUCACUGAACGCGGCAAGGGCUUUGAAUGGGGUUGGGUAUUUGAGCACGUGAGCAAGAAGGAUUUGGAGGUCUAUGCUACACACCCUGCUCAUCUUAAGUUUAUCAGCGACUUGGCCGCUCAUAAGGAGGACAUCCUUGCCUUUGACUACGAAGCUUAGAUGAUAUCGCGCCUAGACAUCAAUAAAAAUUGACAGCGAAGCCGCGUCCGCUACUUUCAUUUUC